AUGGCAAGUGACAAGAGGAUCCGCAGAACAUACAGAUCACUUACAAUGAAUCAGAGGCUAGAAGUUCUUCGACAUUUGGAAAGUGGAGCAUCCACGUCGGAAUUGGCUACCAAAUAUGAUAUACAUCCUGCUACGGUUUGUCGAAUUCGACGAUAUGCAGCGACAUUAAAUCAGUUAACAGAGCAAGGGGUCGUGAUGGGAAAUCGCCGAAAAUUACGGAAACCGGUAAACGAAGAAGUGGAUAACCGUUUGUACGUAUGGUAUCUAGAACAAUUAGCUCUUGGUGAGACGCUUACGGAUUCACUGAUGUUAGAAAAAGCAGUAGAUAUUCAUACAGAGUAUGGAGGACCCUCAACUUUUAAAGCAAGUAGAGGUUGGCUGUGGCGAUUUAAAAUUCGUCACGACAUUAACACGAAAAGAGAUGUGGACGUAAAAACUGCGAAACAAUUUAUGGAGAAUUUUACACGUUGCAUAGAGGAAACGAGCAUUGACAAAGAGAAUGUUUAUAAUUUUUGUCAGACCGGUCUCGUAUGGAGAAACCUUUGUACAUCGAUUUUAGUUCGUAGCGGAAUAAAAGACAUUGACGGACAGAGACCAAAAAGAGAACGAGUUACUAUAGGUCUUUGUACCAAUACUACAGGAAAACACAAGCUAACACCGUUAUUUAUUAACAAAUUUGCAAAUCCAAGGGUAUUAAAGUCUUGGAAGUAUCAUUUACCCGUGAUUUUCAAAUCGCAGCGACAAGGUUCCUUAGAUGCAGGUUUAUUUUUUGAUUGGUAUCAAAACCACUUCAAACCUGAAGUGUUGAAGCAUCAAAUGCAAAGCGGCAUCUAUGGAAAAGUUAUUCUCAUUUUGGACGAUUCUCAGGGAGAUAAAACGAAGUUAUUUGAAGGACUUCAACCAGAUGAACGCUUUCAAAUUAUAUUUUUUCCUCAAAAUACCUCUCAGAAUCUUCAGCCAAUGAAUCAAAUAAUUGAUGCAGUGAAGAAGUUAUAUCGAAAUAAAAUGUUACACCAAAUUCAGAGUUUGCCAGGUGGAAUAAAAGAAUUUUAUUCUAACUUCGACAUGAAGGAAUGUAUUGAUUUCUUACAUGAAGUAUGGUCAGAACUAAGCACUAUGUGUAUUCAAGUCGCGUGGAAAAACCUUGUUAAACAAAAUUUUAUAGAAAUAGCAGCAGUAGAAGAUCUUGGAAGUCAACUAGAGAGUGAUCUACAGGAGACUGUUGACGUUAUCACUACAGAUCAAGAAUCGGAAGAAGAAGCCGCUGACUUCGUAACAAAUAGUGUAGAAGAUGAAAAUUUCUCCGAAUGUAAAAUAAAAAUUGAACCUUUCAACGAUACAUGUACGGAGGAGUUGUCAUCAGUUACAUUGCCUGAUGAAAGUGAAAUCAUGACAGCAUUUAAAAGCAUAACAAUUUGGUCCAGACUAGAACCAAAUUUUGUUAGACUACAUGUAAAGCGUUUAAAAAAAUACUACGACAAAAAGUGA
Molecule: messenger RNA, 1488 nt
Organism: Nomia melanderi (Alkali bee)
Lineage: Eukaryota; Metazoa; Arthropoda; Insecta; Hymenoptera; Halictidae
Source: RefSeq, a predicted model, not a curated record